Electrophorus electricus (electric eel) is the source of this 1751-nucleotide messenger RNA. RefSeq names its product transmembrane protein 265 (gene tmem265). NCBI's taxonomy places the organism in Eukaryota, Metazoa, Chordata, Actinopteri, Gymnotiformes, Gymnotidae. The record is from RefSeq and is a predicted model, not a curated record.
CGGAGCACGAUCUGGAAAGGCGGCGCGGGACGACACGGGCUACCCGCGCGCCUCUGCUCGCCCGUCUAAAUAAAACACCCCCGGCGUCCUUGCGAGACUUUUUUUACUGAACAUUUUCCAGGAGUCGCCGAACAGGAAAGAAAGAAAAGACCAAUUCGACAGUUUCAUCCACCCCGAUUAGAACAGCGGGGCGUCUUUUGGACAAUGUAGCUAUUGAGCUUCACGGAGCCUAAAUGGCUUCUUUGGAUUUACAAAUAUCUGGUGAGGUUGAGGUGCAGCAACCGCAUCGAUUUAUCCAACCCGCUGAGGGAUUUUGGACGAAUGCGACUAAAAACCCUGGAUCUGAUCAUUUCAACUUGAGGCAUGUUGCUCUCGCCCCAGGUGUGCGUGUCUGCCCUGGUGACCGUGAGCACCAUGGCAGUGGUUGACCUCUACCUGCUGGAGCAGAGCAUGCUGGGACCACGGGGCAGCGCGCGGCUGGCGGCGUGGCCGUGCGUUGCCGUGGCGCUGGGCGACCUGUGCUUCCUGCUGGCGUUGCGCUUCGUCUCCGCCGGCGUGGUCUCGGAGGCGCGCUCGCCACGCCGCGGCUUCGCCAGCGCUCUCUGGUUCCUCUUCCUGUCGCUGCUGCAGCUCAAGCUUUUCUUCGUGUGCCAGAACUACAGGCAGGAGCGGCGACCACCUGACCCGCUGGCCCGCAAGACCCUCACACUCCUGCUGUCUGUGUGUCUGCCCUCACUCUUCCUCAUCCUGACGGGCGCUGACCAAGUAACGCCGCUGCGUAGGAAGCAGGAGCUGCGCGGCCGCCUUCUCUGGGUUGUGGUGGACCUACUAGACGUGCUGGACCUGCAGGCGGGGCUGUGGGAGGCGCAGGGUGGCGCGGGCGUGCCGCUCUGGGUGGACGGCAUCGUGUUCUUCUACUGCUACGUGCUGCUGCUGCUGCUACCCUGCGUGUCGCUGGCGGAACUGGGCGUGGCGGCAAUGCCGACCCAGAGAGCACCCCGCAGGGAGGCCGUCUACCCUUGGCUCAGCCUGGUCACCAUCAACGUGCUCACACUGGUGCUUAGGGGAGUGGGCAUGCUGUGGUACAGGGACCCGCGAGUGUCCACUGUGUUCCUAGGGAAGAACCUCUUGGCCCUGGCUGUGAAGCUGAGCUCUGCAUGGGACAUGCGCAGGCAGGAGGGCGGGGCUGGAGAAGGGGCGGGGCUCGGGGCUGGAGCCGGAAGCCAGAGUCCAGGGGCCGCUGCGGAGCAAGCGGAGAAGCGUGGAGAGGCAUGCACAUCAACGCUGCCUCAGUCCUCCCGGUACCACACCCUCUCCCGGUCUCAUAGUCAUAGCCAUUCUCUCUCCCAAGUGAGCCUGGACCCCGUUGACACUUCCUUGGCACCUGCCUACAUUUCCCAUGAGCUCUAGACAGACAGAGGGAUGCGUGUUCCGCCAUCCACUUCCUGAGAUGAAUGACAACAGCAGCAACAACAACAACAGACUGCCAAUUCCUGCAGUCUGUGUUCUGGCCAAAACAGGGGGGCUCCCUUUCUCUUCUUGUUAGCACACUUUGUUGUAAUGAGUGUUGAUACACCUUGUAUGAUUUCUAUAUAAAAGGAUGAGUAGGGUACACCUGAGAGUGUAUUAACUAAGUGCCUUCUUUUAAGAGCAACAAUUAAAACUAAAGUUGUUGCCCCUCCCCCCUGAUUCUUUUCAUCAUGAAUUUUAUCCUCUGCCAUGUACUGUGAUGCAUGACCUCCAUUAGUACC